Messenger RNA from Setaria italica (foxtail millet), 852 nucleotides. Its product is annotated as B3 domain-containing protein Os03g0620400. Lineage: Eukaryota; Viridiplantae; Streptophyta; Magnoliopsida; Poales; Poaceae. The coding region runs from base 1 to 852 and encodes 283 amino acids. Gene Ontology annotation, molecular function: DNA binding. The record is from RefSeq and is a predicted model, not a curated record. The transcript has 3 exons.
AUGGGUAGGAAUGAUGGUUCCCGAAUGAAGAAACCUUGUGAUUGCUGCCAAAGGUACUUGGACCAUUUGGAUGAAAAGAAUCAAACAAUGAGCUGCUUCCUCAUGCGGAUGACUGCCAAUACUAAACAUAGCAUGACCAUACCGAACAGAUUUCUGAAGCAUUUCGCAGGAAAGUUGUCUGGAACUAUCAAAUUAGAAUCCGCUAAUGGUAGUCUAUAUGAUGUUGAAGUUACGGAACGUUAUAGGAAGAUGGUGCUAAGGCAUGGGUGGGAGGCAUUUGUUGAUGCCCAUCAUAUAGAAGAGAAUGAUUCAUUGCUGUUUCGGAACAUUGAGAACUCUGUUUUCAAGGUUCUGAUCCUUGAUUCUGAUGGUUGUGAGAAAAUGUUUUGCUGUUCUGGCAUAAAAACUACACCAAAUGUUGGAAAAAUAAGUGUAGAUUCUGUUGAUAUUUCAAGCAGCUCUCAAUAUGAUACCACAGAAUCGUCAGGAAGUGAAAGAGCUGCUAGGUGUGUGAAGGGUAGCUCCAAUCGACACGGGAAAACAUCAAAGAUGGCUGUAACAUCCUCAUCAUCUGGCGGGUCAGGAGAUGACAUUCCAUCUGAAAACGAAUCUUUUGAGUCAGAUGAUCUUCAGACUCCCCCAGGGGCAGAUUAUGUUAUAUCAUGUCGAAGUCAUUUAUCUGAAGAACAAAAGGAGAGAGUAAUUGCGCUUAUCCAGGAGAUUCAACCUGAAAUUACUGUUUACAUUGCAGUCAUGCAGAAGUGCCAUGUUCAUCCCCCGAAUCCUUUUGUCGUAAGUUCACUUCUGUCGAAUAGCAAGUCACUCCUCCCAACAUUAAUUCUUUUGUUGUAG